Messenger RNA from Dacryopinax primogenitus, 1437 nucleotides. Its product is annotated as thiolase. The transcript is spliced from 4 exons. The record is from RefSeq and is a predicted model, not a curated record. Gene Ontology annotation, cellular component: peroxisome. Gene Ontology annotation, biological process: fatty acid beta-oxidation; phenylacetate catabolic process. The coding region runs from base 1 to 1437 and encodes 478 amino acids. Lineage: Eukaryota; Fungi; Basidiomycota; Dacrymycetes; Dacrymycetales; Dacrymycetaceae. Gene Ontology annotation, molecular function: acetyl-CoA C-acyltransferase activity.
AUGAGGAGCUCGCUCGGGGUUGCGCCGGACUUGCCGACAGCCUCGAGCCCACCUGCGGUGAGCUGGGAGAGGAGAGAGGUAUAUGCUCGUUCUGCAUCUUCCGACUCAGUGCGGGAUUUGGGUGAAGUACGGAAGAUGAGGAUGAGGUCGACGGGAGAUGGUGUGGUCAUCUUUAAAAUGGCACAGUCUCGCCUCUCUCAACUCACCAGCCAGAUAUCUACCAGCCUUGGUGUGGGCAAGGCAAAGCUGCUCAUUCCCUAUGACAAUGAUGUCGUGAUCGUCGCGGCGAAGAGGAGCGCUAUCACAAAGGCGAAGAAGGGUGGAUUCAAGGAUACUUGCCCCGAGGAGAUCCUCUCUGGUGUCCUUCGUGCCGUCUACACCUCCGUCAACCUCGAUCCUUCUCUGAUUGAAGACGUCGCGGUUGGGAACGUUCUUCCCCCCGGUGGGGGAGCCAGUGCAGCGCGUAUGGCCUCCCUUCACGCCGGAAUUCCGAAUACUACAGCUGUCAAUACCCUUAACCGCCAGUGCUCCAGUGGCUUGGCUGCCGUGAACCAAAUCGCAAACGAAAUCAAGACCGGGCAGAUCGACAUUGGCAUUGGUGCCGGUGUCGAGAGCAUGACCAAGGGUUUUGGUCCUCAGUCCCUCCCCACCGAGUGGUCCGAGGCUGUCCUGUCGAACCAGGAAGCCGCCGACUGUCUCAUCCCUAUGGGCAUCACCUCCGAGAAUGUUGCAAAGGAGUACCGCAUCUCCCGUGAAGCACAGGAUGCAUUCGCUGCAUCCUCGUUUCAUAAGGCAGCUGAAGCCCAGCAGGCUGGAAAGUUCAGGGAGGAGAUCAUCCCCCUGCAAGUUAAGUGGAUCGACCCUAAGACCGAGGAGGAGAAGAUCAUGCUCGUCGAGGCCGACGAUGGCAUUCGUGGGGGUGUCACAGCCGAGUCUUUGGCCAAGCUCAAGCCUGCUUUUGCGAAGGACGGUACCACUCACGCGGGUAACGCCUCCCAAGUCUCUGAUGGUGCCGCUGCCGUCCUCCUUGCUCGCCGUUCAGUCGCCAAGAAGCUCGGAUUGCCCAUCCUCGGCAAGUUUGUCGCUGCCGUCGCUGUUGGUGUACCGCCUAGGAUCAUGGGUAUUGGCCCUGCUGCUGCUAUUCCAAAGGUGCUCCAGAAGGUCGGUAUCAGCAAGGACGACGUCGACUUCUAUGAGAUCAACGAAGCCUUCGCCUCGCAGGCUGUUAUGAGCGUGGAAUCCAUCGGCAUCCCGUUCGAGAAGGUCAACCCUGUAGGCGGAGCCAUCGCUCUUGGACAUCCUCUUGGUGCCACUGGUGCAAGGCAGAUCGCGACUGGAUUUUCACAGGCCAAGAAGACCGGUGCGAGGAUCUUCGUCACCAGCAUGUGCAUAGGAAGCGGGAUGGGCAUGGCUGCCGUGUUUGUCAACGAGCAGUAG